Molecule: messenger RNA, 873 nt
Organism: Microdochium trichocladiopsis
Lineage: Eukaryota; Fungi; Ascomycota; Sordariomycetes; Xylariales; Microdochiaceae
Exons: 2
Coding region: 1-873 (290 amino acids)
Molecular function (GO): oxidoreductase activity
Source: RefSeq, a predicted model, not a curated record
AUGUAUACUCCAAUCCCUGGACGCUUCGCCGGCAAGGUCGCCGUCAUCACUGGCGGAGCAUCAGGCAUUGGCGCCGCCAUGGCCACGCGCUACGUUGCUGAGGGAGCCAAGGUCCUUGUGGCCGACAGCUGCCCCAUCGAGACCGGCAAUGCCUUUGUGGCCGAGCUCAACAAGAACACGGGCGAUUGCGGGACUUCCUCUGGCACGAUCAAUGCAGCGUUCCACCAAUGUGACCUCACCGACUCCGAGCAAGCGACAGGCGUCAUCGCCCAGGUCAUCAGCAUCUUCGGCACCGUCGACAUCCUGCACAACAACGCCGGCGCGCUUGCCAUGGGCACGGUGGCCGACAUGCCGCCAGAGGCCUGGCACAUGAUGUACAAGCUGCACGUCGACGCGCCCUUCUACACGAGCCGCGCGGCCCUGCAGCACAUGCUGGCCAAGCCCAGGGCCGAGCCUCCGCGCACCGACGACCGCGGCGUCAUCAUCAACACGGUCUCGACGGCCGGAGUGCGCGGCGAGUGCGGCGCGGCGGCGUACUCGUCUUCCAAGGCGGCGCUGCUGAGCCUCACGCGGGUCAUGGCCGUGGACCACGCGAUGGACGGCAUCAGGGUGAAUGCGGUCGCCCCCGGGUACACCAAUACUCCGCUCGUGGCGCUGGGGCAGACCGUGAUGGAUGUGUUGAUCAACCAGGUGCCAGUGCAUCGCUCGGCCGAGGCGGAGGAAAUUGUGUCCGUCAUGAUGUUCCUGGCUUCCAAGGAGGCAUCAUAUGUCACCGGUGCUGUCUGGGACGUCGACGGCGGCGUGCUUGCCCGCGGAAUGCUGAACACUGGAGAACUCCGGAAGGCCCUUGUGGAGGCGGGUGUUAUGGGCUGA